Molecule: messenger RNA, 10548 nt
Organism: Amphiprion ocellaris (clown anemonefish)
Lineage: Eukaryota; Metazoa; Chordata; Actinopteri; Pomacentridae
Gene: xirp2a
Product: xin actin binding repeat containing 2a
Biological process (GO): actin cytoskeleton organization; actin filament organization
Cellular component (GO): focal adhesion; stress fiber
Molecular function (GO): actin filament binding
Source: RefSeq, a predicted model, not a curated record
CAAUCCUGAGAGCUCCCCAGACUGAGAGGGACCCCAGUAACAUCUCUGUCUGCUCCUCACCCUCUCUUUUCUCCCCUCUCUUCCUGAAUCACCUGACACAAUAGACUUCCCCUCCGAGCUCCAGCCUGAAGGGAAAAGAGGGGGGGUGUACGGUUUCUCCGCAACAAUGGAAAUUCAAUCAGGAAAUGGAGAGGAGGUGGCGAGGGCGACCUCGGGCUUCGUUUGCCGUCGUCCCUCCGGGCCGCAGGUAGAGGCAUCAGAUGAUCCGGUGCUCAGAGAGGACCUGCAGGCUGCCAAGAGGAUUGAGAGGUUCGACAUCCCGCUUGAUAGCCUGAAGAGGAUGUUUGAGAAGCCCGCUGCAGCCAACGCAGAAGUUGCAGCCGUCCACGCCUUCCCAGCCAAAAGACUGACAUCCAGUAGCCUCGCUCAGACGGACCCGUCAACACAUCAGACCAUGGCCUCACCUCAGGACGCCACUCUCUCUGCAGGCAGCGCCGGUCCAUCCAGGUCAGGACGUCCUGAGGACAGGUCCCCGAGCGCUGAGGACCAGGAGGCCGAGCCGGUGUCGGUGAAGGAGCGGCUGGCCAUGUAUCAGGCUGCCGUGUCCAAGAAAGAAAGCAGCAGCUCCUCCUCUGCUGCGAUGAUGGAUGAGUCUGAGGCCUGUUCGCUGCCCGGUGGUCUGGCCAGUGUGAAGAAACAGUUUGAGAACCAGGAGUUUACGUCUUCGUCCUCCCAGUCCAGCAUCACCCAGAUUCAUUUCCAGCAGAGAUCAGUCCAGGAGAUGUCCUCCGAGGUGACAGUGAGGAGCAGUGCCAGAGAUGUCGCCUCCUCCACCACAACCCUCUCUCAACAAGAGGUGAUCCAUGAUCAGAGAGUUCACCAGAACAAUGUGGCUGCCAGUUAUGGGAACCAUUACAAUGAAACAGUUAUGCUUGUCGGCGGAGAGGACCUACCAAAGGUUUCCACUCAGGCUUUGAAGCAGCAGUAUGAAAAAACGAUUGAGGAAGCUGCACCAGCCAAGGAAAUUAAGGUUGAUGUGGAUUUCAACCAGUUUCCGUGGGCACCUGUGAACCAGUCCUCCAAAAUGUCAGCAGCAUUUACAAGCUAUGACACUUCGUCCACUGUAAAGACUGCCACUGCUUCAUCUGUAGCAUCUGGAUCAUCAGUGGCUCAUGAGGCGGCAGAUCAUUUCCCUCCCCCACCCUCAAACCUGCAGGUAUCACAAGAAGUCCUCGAGCACAACAUCUCUUCCCAGCCUCAGGAUCUGGUGUCCCAGCAUAAGCACACUGCCAGUAAGGAACAGUACUUUAAAUACAAGAGUAUGGCUGAAUUAAAGCGUCUCUACAAGCACAUACAUCCAGAGGUACGCAAGAACCUCGAAGCAGAGUUCCUCAGUCAGCUCACCGAAGCAGAAAAGGCCGAGUUGGAAAGCAAGGAAAUUGUAGGUGAUGUCCAGCAGGCAUGCUACAUGUUUGAAAACGAUGGCAACAGCUCGAGUAAGUGUUCGAGCCCUGAUAGGGAAUACGUGGAGUGGGAUGAGAUCCUCAAAGGUGAAGUGCAGUCCAUGCGGUGGAUGUUCGAAAACAAGCCUCUGGAUACAAUCAAAGAUGACACCCCAGAUGAGAACGAGGCCAGGAAUAACAUCGCCCAGCAGGAGAUCAUUGCAGGAAAAGAUGUCAGAUACACAGCUUGGAUGUUUGAGACUCAGCCCAUGGAUGCUCUGGGAACAGAGACUCCUGAUGCAACUGAGCAGUCACAAAAACAGGCAGAUCUGGCAAGAGGAGAUGUCCGCACUGCUACUUGGCUUUUUGAAACACAGCCGCUUGAUUAUCUGAAUAAAAUCUACCAAGAAGACGAGCAGGAAAUGGACGUCACUGUCAGUAAAGACAUCACCGGUGGAGAUGUUAAAACUGCUAGGUAUCUUUUUGAGACCCAGCAUCUUGAUUCCCUGGGGAAAACAGAAACCAUUGAGGAGAGUCACUUCCUGAACCUGAAGUCAGAGCUGGAAGAGAUUAAGGGGGAUGUAAAGACAACAACUCGCCUGUUUGAGACGCUGCCCAUGUGUGUCAUCAGGGGAGAUUCAGGAGAGAUUUUGGAGAUCACCACCAUCCGCAGGGAGGAGACUGAGAAAGGAGACGUCAAGACAUCACGCUGGAUGUUCGAAACGCAGCCUCUGGAUAUGAUCAACAAAGACCCCGCUAAAGUAAAGCUGAUAUGUGGUAUUUCCAUGGAGGACAGUAGUCAAGGUGGAGUGAACAAAGAUCGAUGGCUUUUUGAAACAAAGAGUCUUGACACCAUUAAGGAUGAGGAAUGGGAGAGUUCCAGGAGGCAAAAGGAAGAAAUAAUUGGAGCUGACGUACGAAAGCACUGUCUUGUUUUUGAGACUCAGCCUAUGGAUACUCUGAAAGAUAACGCCAAUGCUCGACCUUUACCCUCCGAGGAGAUUGUAGGAGGUGAUGUUCAGUCAGCCAAAUAUCUGUUUGAAACAGUACCCAUGGAAAAUCUGAAAGAGCUGCUGGAAGUGGGAAAACUUCAGAAAAUGGUUGCAUCUGAAGAAGAAAAGGGUGACGUGAGGCAUCAGAAGUGGGUGUUUGAAAGCCAACCUCUGGAGAAUAUAAGGGAGGAGAAGAAGGAGAUUACAAGAACUGUGAAUAUUGAAGCCCUCGACAAAGGAGAUGUGACAAACUAUAAAGAAAGGUUUGAAAGUAUGGAUUUAAGUAAAUGUGACGGGACGCAGAGAAUUCAAGUUGAAGGUGUCACCAGUGGCUCUGUCAAGUCCAACAGAGUUCUGUUUGAAUCCGCCCCCAUGUACGCCAUGCAGGACAGCUCUGGACAUUACCAUGAGGUGAAGACAGUGAGGCGUGAGGAGAUUGUGAAGGGAGAUGUGCGCAGCUGUAGAUGGAUGUUUGAAACCCGUCCUAUCGAUGAGUUUGACGAGAGCAUCAAUAAGUUUCAGGUCAUAAAAGGCAUUUCCAAACAGGAAAUAGAGUCAGGAGACGUAAAAACAGCAAAGUGGCUGUUUGAAACUCAACCACUUGAUGCCAUUAAGUUUUUCAGUAACUCUGAGGAUGAAGAACACAAAAUUAUGGAAGGCAUUAAAGUUGAAAAAGGGGACGUAAAGACGUGUAGGUGGCUAUUUGAGACUCAGCCAAUGGAUGUUCUGUAUGAAAAGGUGGAAAAGAGCGAGGCUGAUGUCGAACUGGUGCAAAAAGGUGACGUGAAAACGUGCACUUGGCUUUUCGAGACUCAGACACUUGACAACAUACGUGAUCAUUCGGAGACUGAGACUAUUCUGAAAACCUGCACUGUAAAGCAAGAGGACAUUCACGGGAAAGAUGUGCGACUGGCUCGCUUCCUCUUCGAAACCGAGAAUCUGGAAAACAUCACAGGUGAGGACAGCGGCUCUUUCAGGAGGGUCACAGAAAUCGACAUCCAGUCAGGCGACGUUUCCAGGAUGAAGUACAUCUUCGAGAAUCGCUCCUCUGACAUCAUGAGCUCCACCUCCGAGGAGACGAUGCAGAGGCUGAAGACGCAGCAGGCCGAGGACAUCCAGAGGGGUAACGUGAUCAACUGUACGUGGAGGUUUGAGAACCAGCCAAUCGAUGCAAUACGUGACGACACCACAGAAGUGAGGGAAAUCCGCACGGUGACCGAUGUUAAGGGGGGGGAUGUUGACAAAAGCCGCUUCAUUUUUGAGACGUAUUCUCUUGAUCAAAUUAAAGAGGAAUCCACUGAGACUGAUAUGUCAAGACUCACUAGUAUUUUCAGAGAGGAAAUUGAGAGGGGAGAUGUAAAAAAUUACACCAUGAUGUUUGAAACUCAGCCGCUGUAUGCCAUCUGUGACAAGGAGGGUCAUUAUCACGAAGUCACUACAGUCACUAAGGAAGAAAUCAUGAGAGGAGACGUGGUCGGCGCUCGAUGGCUGUUUGAGACUAAACCUCUGGAUUCAAUUAGAGAUUCAGAGGAGGUCUAUGUUAUUAAAGCUGUGACUGAAGAAGGUGUCAACAAAGGAGAUGUUAGCUCUGCCAGGUGGAAGUUUGAAACACAACCUCUGGAUGAAAUUACACAGGAUAUAAAAGUCAGGUCAAAGACGGUUGCAGAUAUCCAAGGCGGCGACGUGAAGACAAACAAACAGCGAUUCGAGACGGAUGAAAUGUCACAGAAGUACAUCCGAACUGUUAGCGUGAGUGAGAUCCAGAAAGGUGAUGUCAGAUCUGCCACGUGGAUGUUUGAAACCCGCACGAUUGAUGAGAUCCACGGCGAUGGAGCCGCGUAUGAUGGCAUGGAGAGAGUGACAAAAGAGGAAGUAAUGAAAGGGGAUGUCAAACAGUCUGUGUGGCUCUUUGAGAAGCAGCCCCUUGACAGCAUUAAAGAGAGUGACGGCACAGAGCUUGUUUUGACAAAGGAAGAAAUCCCACAGGCCGAUGUGAAGACGACAACAUGGCUAUUUGAAACCACUCCAUUUCAUGAAUUCAACGAUAGCAGUGUGGAGAAGACAGAAAUAAUUGGAAAAAGUAUAAAGGAGACACUGGAGGAACUUUACUGUCAGAAAAUGGUUGACUCACAGGGUAUUCUUAUUGAGGCAGAUGAAAUUGGUGACGUCCGUAUGGCGAAGUAUAAACUCAUGAACCAAGAGGCUCCAGAAAUCCAAAAAGAAGAGAUUAUUAGAGGGGAUCUUAGCAACAUAAUGAUGAACCUUCUGAACCGAAGGGAGACCACCGAAAGGGUCAUAACUAUUGAUAAGGAGGAGCGAGGGAAUAUUAACACCACAGUGAAGCAACUCUUCAGCCAGGAAAAGGGAAUCAAUUUUGAAAAAGAGGAAAUUAUCCGCGGGGACAUUCAAGAAGCCAUGAACAACCUGCUUAAGAAUGAAGGCUCCUCCAAGCGGGGCAUACUUAUUCAAGAGGAUGAGAAAGGAGACGUGAGGAUGACUAUCUAUUCCCUCUUAAAUAAAGGGGAGAGAGCUAGCAUGGAGAAAGAAGACGUUAUUCAGGGGAAUGUCAGCAAAACCCUUCAUCGUCUUCUUUCCAACUCAGGAGGAGAGGAUUCUAAAAAGAUAAGAGUCGGAGACAAGGAAAGGGGUAAUGUCAGCUUUUACUCCACAUGCAUCGAGUCUGGAGCCUUGGAUUACCUGAAGCAGCUUCAGUAUGAACCUGAUGAAGAGCAGGAUACUGUACAAAAGGAGCGGAUCAUAGGUGGUGAUAUUGAAGAGACCAAAAUCUUGCUGCGAAAGAAUCAGCAGCAAAUUGGUCGCACUGUGGCAGAGGUCGACAUAGUUCCUGGUGAUGUACACAGUAUCGUUAAGGUCUUUAUGAUGGAGCCGAGUGUUACCUAUAGAAACCUAGAGAAACAGGACAUUGUUAAAGGUGACCUUAGUGCAGCUCUGGAUUCACUGACCCAAGCCAUCAAUCAGAAAGUGGUAUUAGAAAAAGAGGAGGUGGUGAAAGGAGACAUACCGACCACUCUAAAGUCUCUAGAAGAAGCCCAGCAUCAAGGCAAAGAAAUGGAAAAGCCUGAAAUUGUCAGGGGAGACAUCAGGGGAGCUUUGGAAUCACUGGAAAAAUCUGCAACUACCAAAACAGAAGUAACUGUUGAAGAUUUAGUGCCAGGUGAUAUCAAAGGGACGUUGAAAUCCCUGGAGGAAGCAAAGCAAGCUGUGAAAGAAGUGGAAAAACAGGAGAUUGUCAAAGGAGACAUUCACACUGCAAUGCAAAGUCUACAUGAGGCAUCAAGUGAUAGAAAGAUUUAUCAGCACCAAGUGAGUGAACAAGGCGACGUCAAAGCCACUAUCCAGCUACUGCUAGAGCCGACAACUUCUCCAAGAAUGCAACGCAGAGGCAGCAUUGAAGGAGAUGUGAAAACAUCAAUAAAAUGUCUUUAUGAAGGGCAAGAGACAGCACAAGUGGAAAAAGAAGAAGUUGUGAAAGGUGACGUUCAAGGUACAAUAAAGUGUUUAAUGCAAAGAAAACAGUAUACAAAUCCAAAACGUAUGUAUCCUCCCAACAAGGCGAAAGUGCCCGUGAAAAAUCCAUCAACUGUAAAGCAAGCGGAGCAUGAAUGCUUACAUGAAGCCAAGAGAGAGAGAGCAGCAGAUGAUCCAACCCCCACUGUGAAAAACCUCUCUCAGAGUGGUGAGUCACAGAAGCACACACUGAGGCACCACGAAAGCAAAUCGCUGAAAACACAGGUAAUAACCCAAGAGGACCACUCUGUUACUGUAGCCAAAACAGACAAUCCUGCUGGGGCCUCUCAACAGAAGAGCACAAAAGAACAGAAGCAGAAAGUGCUGCCCCCGCAGAAAAUACAAGCUCCUAAGCCUAUUAUGAUAAAGAAUAAACAAAAGAUGAGUAAUGAUCAAACAGAGACGAAAGCUGCUGAUGUGAAUGUGAUAAAAGAAGUGCAAAACACAUCACAGACAAAUAUUUCAAACAAGCAAAUGUGCGAGAUAAAGACAAUCAAACAGGUGCAGACUACGGUGACAGAGAAAACCGUGCAGAAGCAGAAUGUAGCGGCAUCGGAGCAAAUGUUGACAUCUCAGAAGCAAACGGAGAAUAAGGCUGCUGCACAAAAGCAGAGCGUCAGGAAUAUGAAGACUGAUCAGCGUAACCUUGACAUGAGAGGGAAAGGUGUGAAUAAAAAGACAAAGCCAGAGAUUCACUUCCCGCCUCCUCCCUCCUCACCGCCUCCACCAUCAGAAUCUGAACUCUCCCUCCCUCCACCACCGUCUCCGGUGGCAGAGAGCCCGGCAUCCCCGACUUCCCGGCCUUCUAUCAUGAGGCAGGACAGUGAUCUCCCACCCCCACCUCCUCCACCUCCACCUCCCAUGGAAAGCAUAAAAUCUGAGCCUGAUUUCUUCCCUCCCCCUCCACCUCCUCCACCUCUGUCCUCCAUGGGUGGACAAGAUUUUCUCCCUCCACCUCCCUCGCAGCAAGAGCUUAAUGCGAUGCCCCAGGCUCCCCCUGUAAAGCUGGGGAAACCUGUUGGGAAGCCUUUAUUCAAGGUGCCCAAGCAGCCAGAACCACACAAGCAGCCCGUACAAGUUAAACCCAAAUGGCAGAAAAAACAACCAACCCCUCCACCGCCUCCACCUCAGCUCCGCCCUGAUCAAGAAACAGUAACUUCAACAGAAGUUAAACUUCAGGAGGUGAAACAGGAAACAACCCAACAGACUGAAACAAGCUUUCAGGCUAAUUCAACAGCACUGGCACCAAUGAAAAUACCAAGCAUCCCAGUUGUAAAACCAGCACAAAAAGAAUCCCCGCAGCCACCUAAAAAGACCUUCGUCCCUCCCAUUAAACUUCCACCGCCCCCAGACCCUGCUCCAGCUGCAAAACCUAAACCUUACGUCCGCAAAUUUAAAACCCCUCUCAUGCUGGCAGAGGAACGGUACCGCCAACAAAGACUGGAGAAAGAGGAAAGAGAAAUGAGCAAAGUCACGACCCCCACUUCUCCACCAAGUAAUGUACAUUUCUCUGCUGCCACUGCUGAGCUUUCUGAAACAGAGAGCACUAAGAAAGAAGUGGCCAUGGAAGUGACAAAAGCAAAGAUUGAAGAGGCUAAGACCCUUCCCAAAGAAGGACUAUUAGCACAAGAAUCACCUGUCAAAAAACCCCCUUCCCAGAUCCCUUUGAGCAAACCCAUGAUCUCAGUGGAAAAUAAGAAAUCAUCUCACGGGUCUUUGGAUAAAAAGCAUGUUUCCAACGAGCAAUCCACAGAAAAAAUCCUCACGUCAGCUGAUGUCGUCAAAAAGGUUCAAACUGCGCCCAAGAAUCAGACUGCUUCUGUUUCUCACCACGAGGCUUGGAAUAAUGAAGUCCGGUCAUGCUCCAGCGUGGUCACUUCUUCAGUCACAGAGCAGCAGCAGUUUAUUAAGAAAUCCAGCAGCAGGUCUGUCGCUGCCACACAGAGUGCUGUCCACGAAAAUGUAAAUCUUCAAAGCCAGGCUGCGGUCACACUGAAAUCUGAAGAUGUAAAGCAUAUUAAUGUGCCUCUGACACAGGAGGGAAAAAUGAGUCCCUCUCAGCCCACUAAAAUUCCAAAGGUAACUCCAAGUUUCAAGGUGAAAACCUUUAAGAUGCCGACGGAGAAGAAAGAGGAGAAAUGUGACAGUUUGGGUCAAAAAGAAGCAGUGAAAAGUGAAAUGCAUUCGCAGCAAGUGAAGAGUAACGUGUCACACAAACACGAAACACAAGUAAAUCUGGAAAGCAACCAGCUGACGUCAGUGAGAAGUGAGACAGAAGUGGAAGUAAAAGAGAAGAAAAGUCAGAUGCCUGUGAAGGAAACUGAAGUGGAGAUGAGAAAAGGAAAGCGGGUGCAAAAAGAUGAGAGUGAAGUGAAGCCGUCAGUUACUGUUUUAAUGCCUAAGGUGGCUAAGAUAACAUCUGCAGCAACCCAUCAAGGACAAGGCCAUGUAUCCGUCUCCCACAGUCAGCAAAGCAUGAAAGCAGAGCAUGUUCAGCGACACGAAGAGGUGGUUGUGAUACAGCAGAGCCUUCAGAGGCAGGAGGCCGUUCAGAUGCAGAAACAGCAAAUGAAGCUACAAGCAACAGAGAAAAUGCAGAUUAAGUCAAAAGUGGAGCCUCAGGAUGUGUUGGUGAAAGGGACAGGGAAGAUGACCCAUAAAGAUGAGGCUCACCAAGAAGAGAUCAUAGAUUCAGAGAAAUGCAGCGUGAUGCAGAAGCUGCUCGCUCAAAUGAAAGAGCUUGAGGGCACACCAAGCAAAAUAGACUCCAACGCUGUCAGGAUGAUUGUAGACGAGGUCCCUGACUGGGUAAUGGGCUUGGAUGAGAAAAAGAAUUUAAGUGAAAUCGCCAAACAGAAAAGCAAGAAAAAAUUGAAAGAAAUGAUGGUCUAUGUGAGGAAUAUUGUUCAAGCAAAGCUCACAUUUUUGGAGAAAAGCCUGACAGCUGUGGAAAAGGAAGAAGAAAAAGAAAAAGCGCCGGUGCCACCACUGGUUCCUCCAAAACCAGACAAGAAGGUUUUCAGUGCGGCGACUACAAAGGUGUCAAAGAUCAGCAUCGGCUCAUCCAAAACCGAAAAGAAGGUGGUGGUGGAGGAGAAAAAAUCCAUUCAAGACAGCAAAGUGCAUCACAAGCUGAGUGAAGUGGCGGAUCAGAGAGUGUCGUCCCCAUUAACAAGCAUCCGGACCCCGUCACCCACUUUUAUCAGCAUUGAAUCCAGGAAGGUAGACUCUCCUCUCAGAGUCACUCCUUCCCCUCCACCCUACAAGUCGGUCGGGACGCCUCCACCUCCUCCCCGUAAAUCGUACACACCCACGUCUACCUUCAGCAGGGCCACGCCUUCCCCUACCCUGAGCCGCUCGGAGAAGCUGAUGAAACUGAGGGAUACGACCUCGAAGCUUUCUCGUGGCUUCACCCCUCCGCCUCCCAUGCCGGUCCCCGAGUUUUUUGCCACCGAACGAGAGCGAUCGCCCUCGUUCAGCGACAGGGAGACGCCUAUCGAGAGAACCGAGCACGGGUUGGUGGAUGUCGCGGAAAUGGUGGAUUCUAUGACGACGGUCAAGGACAAAAAGUCUUUCUUUGAGGAAGCGCAGAAGGCCGAGGUGAACAAGACCUACUUCAGGAAGGAUCCCAUUGAAAUCCCUGAACGUUUGGGACCUGAUGCCGAGGAAGCCGUACAGACUGUGACCAUCGAUCUUCUGAAAGAGGAUCUCCCUAAAGUCGAUUUAUCAAAGCUUGUCAACAGAUUUGAAUCUCCAAAACCAAAAGUCUACGCCAGGAAAGAGCCCAUUGUGAUUUCGGAGAGGCUGGGGAGCGACACGGAGGAUGCAGAGGCAGAGCCACAUACGCCAAGAACCGAAGAAAUCCCAACAUUCAAUGUCAAAGCAAUAAAGGAUGUGUUUGAGACCGGAGAGCAUAGUUCUCAAGCAGCCCGAGAGCUCAGAGAACAAAUAGAAAGAAGAGAACCCGAAUCUGCCUGUUCGGAGCCACUGGGUCACUCAGAAAUGACAUCAGUCACUGAGCAAUUCUGCAGCGUUGAUGACUUCGGAAACGUUAUGACAGAGAUGAGGAGCGAGAUGCAUUCAGGAAGCCCCGUGUCCCGCGGCAACCCUCCGUCCUACGCAGACGUGGUGAGGGGUAGAGUUCCAACGGUGGCCGUGCCCCCCGAGGCCUCCACCGAGGAACUGCUCAGAAACUUCCAGCAGUCCUGGGCCGAGACCCAAGGAGUCUUCCGGAACCUGGGAUUCAGCGUCACGGAGCAGAGGACUUCUCAGAUUGUAACGCACCAGCAGGAGACUGUCGUAACGGAAAAUUCAAAUUCCAGAGUCCGAACUGUGCAGGGCGUGUCGGAAGAGGGUGUACCCCAUGGAACUGCUGAUCGCAGACAAACAAAACUUCCAUAAAAGCUGCUUUCGCUGUGAACACUGCAGAGGCAAACUAAGUCUUGGCAACUACGCCUCUCUCCAUGGACGAAUGUACUGCAAGCCACACUACAAGCAACUGUUCAAGUCCAAGGGAAAUUACGACGAGGGAUUUGGACAAACACCGCACAAAGAACUAUGGAAUAACAAGAACCAGCAGAACUCAG